This is a messenger RNA of Triticum turgidum subsp. durum (durum wheat), 1941 nucleotides long. Lineage: Eukaryota; Viridiplantae; Streptophyta; Magnoliopsida; Poales; Poaceae. The record is from the annotation of a GenBank genome assembly.
AUGGCGGCAAUGGGCGUACUCAUCAGCAUCCUGCUCCUCCUACUCACACCACCGUCGCUGCUGGCCGCCGACGACUUCUGCGACAACGUCAAGGCCGUCGGAGCCAUCCUCUCCAAGAACGCCUCCGCCUCCCCGGUACACUUCGCCAGCGCCACCUUCGGGCAAGCCCCCGACGUGGUCUCCGCGCUCGCGCUCUGCGGCGGCGACAUCCUCGACGGCUCCGCUUGUGCCGGCUGCAUCACCAGCUGGUUCGACAAGCAGGCGCUCAACCAGACGCAGUGCGCCAGGGCCGGCUCCAACUACCGGGACUGCAUCAUCGCCUACGGCGGCGCCGCCGCCAACAUCCUCGCGGCGCCCUCCAACGCCACGGGAGGGUCCGGCGACAACACGCCGCCCUUCGAGGACUGGAGCAUCAGGAACGUCUCGGUCUCGGGCGGCGCCGGCGCCGUCCCCCUCGUCGUCGGCCUCACCCGCGAGCUGCUGGCGGCGACUGCGGAGAAGGCGGCAGUCACGACUCCGAGCCGGUAUGCCACCGGUGUCAUGGACAUGGAGAGCGUGGCGACGUACCCGAGGGUGUACUCGCAGGCGCGGUGCACGCCGGACCUGCCCGCCGACGAGUGCUCGGCGUGCCUGCGCCGUCUCCUCGGCAUGGUCAACUCCACCAUGUCCAUGCGCAUGGGUGGACAGAUGGGUGUCACCCGCUGUUAUUUCAGGUACGACGCAUUUCAGUUCUACUCUGGUCAGCCACUGCUCAGUCUGCCGGCGCCGGCGCCGGCGGCAGCUCCGACUCCGAACAAAAGCAGGAGGAGCAUGUUAUGGGUAAUCCCCGUAGUUGUAGUUCCUCUAACUGCAGCUGUAUUUCUCCUCUUCAUCUGUUACUAUCGUCGGAGAAAAGGAUCAAGAUAUGCAAGGAGGAAAAUGCAAGAGAAAAACUCGGAGUUCUCUUUCUUUGACUUUGCAGAGCUAGUGGUGGCUACAAGUAAUUUCUCAGAGGAAAACAAACUUGGAGAAGGUGGCUUUGGCCCAGUCUACAAGGGCCAGCUUCCAGAUGGGUUGGAGAUAGCGGUCAAGAGACUUGCUUCACUUUCACGACAGGGAUUCAUAGAGUUCCAAAAUGAGCUCCAGCUCAUAGCCAAGCUCCAGCACAUAAAUUUGGUUAGGCUCUUGGGGUGCUGCUCUCAAGAGGAGGAGAAAAUAUUGGUCUAUGAAUACUUGCCCAACAAAAGCCUGGAUCACUUCAUCUUUGAUGAGAAUAAAAGGCCUUUACUGGAUUGGCCAAAACUUGUAGCAAUAAUUGAGGGAAUAGCACAUGGUCUUCUUUACCUGCAUAAGCACUCCCGGUUGCUUGUUAUACAUCGAGACCUUAAACCGAGCAAUAUUCUCCUGGACAGUGAAAUGAAUCCAAAAAUUUCAGAUUUCGGUCUAGCAAAAAUAUUCAGCUCAAAUGACACUGAAGCAAACACUACAAGAAGAGUGAUUGGCACAUAUGGCUACAUGGCCCCUGAGUAUGCUUCAAAGGGCAUCUUCUCUAUUAAAUCCGAUGUCUUCAGCUUUGGUGUAAUCAUUUUGGAGAUCCUUAGCGGAAAACGGAAUUCUGGUCAGCAAGAAUGUGGAGAAUUCAUCAAUCUGCUUGGACAUGCAUGGCAAUUAUGGGAAGAUGGAAAGUGGUUUGACCUCGUUGAUUCAUCAUUUGUUCCCCAUAGUCACGCGGCAAAGAUGAUGCGAUGGAUUAACAUAGCAUUGUUGUGUGUACAAGAGAAUGCGGCUGAUCGACCAACCAUGGGAGAUGUUGUUUCAAUGCUAAGCAGUGAGACUAUGAUCUUGGAUGAGCCUAAGCAACCAGCAUAUAUCAAUGUAAGAGUUGGAAAUGAAGAUGUGUCAAGUGCUCCCGAGUCAGAUAGUAUUAAGGAUAUGACAAUAUCUGUCACAACUCCAAGAUAG